Messenger RNA from Meyerozyma guilliermondii ATCC 6260, 1377 nucleotides. RefSeq lists its product as uncharacterized. The transcript has a single exon. Bases 1 to 1377 code for a protein of 458 amino acids. Gene Ontology annotation, molecular function: mRNA binding. The record is from RefSeq and is a predicted model, not a curated record. Gene Ontology annotation, cellular component: cytosol; ribonucleoprotein complex; Ubp3-Bre5 deubiquitination complex. Gene Ontology annotation, biological process: protein deubiquitination; ribophagy. NCBI's taxonomy places the organism in Eukaryota, Fungi, Ascomycota, Pichiomycetes, Serinales, Debaryomycetaceae.
AUGACCACCUCUCCCAAAGUCGGCACCCCGCAACCCGUGGCGCCCGCCGCUGGCUCGCCGGCUGCUAGUGUGGGCCCGGCGGCACUUCUGGAAAAACGUGCGUCCAGUAUUGGAUGGUAUUUCAUCGAACUGUACUAUGGUUUCUUCAAUGAUGGAAUCGAUAACAUCCACAAGUUGUACCACCCACAAGCAUCUGUGAGCCACCUGUCGUUUCCUUCUGACAAUUCCGAGAAGGUACUUCACCAGGCGGUUGGAAUUGAUGCUAUUAGGAAGAGAUUUACCAAAAUCGAGCCGGCGGUGAAUAGAAUUGUAAUUUCCAGUGCUGACAUUCAAGUGUGUUUGCAAGAUAAAAUUUUAAUUGUGGUUUACGGAGAAUGGUCAAGGGACAACGGGCCGUUCUGGCAGUUUAGCCAGACGUUUUUGUUGUGUCCAGGCAAGAGAGAAACCAUCAUUGACCUUGCGAAUGAUGUUUUGCGGUUUGUCGAUUACAACCUGUUUUCGACUGCCAAGGAGGAGGAGGAGAAAACGGAGAAGACUGAGACGACCGAAAAGACUGAAGGGGAAAAACCAGAGGCAGAAAAGGUUGACAAAACAGGAGAAAAACCUGCUUUGACCGCUGAAAAACCAGCAGAGAAAUCUAUUUCCGAGACGAAAUCCGAGUCCGACAAGCCAACCGCUGAAAAAACGAGAGCUGAACCAGAACCCUCUGCCGAAAGUGCUCUGGAACAAGCCGAUUACGUGCCUUCAGGCUCGACCGGAGACGCUGAAACCGCACCCUCGUCUGUUGAACCAGAGACCCAACAAGAAAGUGGAAAAGGCGAAACGAACAACGACGCUGACCACAGCGCCGAGUCCGAGCAAACCUCUGCUCCUGAAGAAAAAGGACCAUUGACGUGGGCUGCGUUGGCUGCAACUGCCAAAGAGUCGAGAGCUCAGGCUGCGAAACCGGCUCCAAGAAAAGUCUCUACUCCCUCAGCGGUGUCGUCGCCUCCAGCCUCCGGCUCGGCAGCAGCAUCGGUAGCUGGUAAUGGAGUUCUGAGCGGAAACGGCAAGUACAAGAAGGAAGACUGGUUCCCCAUCUACAUUCGUGGAGUGAAGGAUGUGGAAGAAAAUUCGUUGCGGGACCACUUGACAAAGAACUUUGGUCCUAUUAAGUUUCUCAAGUCCAAUAUGAACAUUGCCUUGUGUGAUUUCCAGGACGCUGAGUCGCAGAGAAGGGCUUUAAAUGCCAAAGAAACCACCGUCGAUGGCAUAGCCAUUCUGCUUGAAGUUCGUGAGCUGAAGGCCAAUGUGAAGGCUUUCAAGGCCCAGAAAGAAAAGACAGACUUCAAGAAGAAGGUGGAUAAGAAGGCGCCCAAAAAAAAGGGCCGUGACUAG